AUGGGCGAACAACAGGACAGCAGCAACGGCAAACGCCCGGUAAUAGAAGUUGGAGCGGAAGAUUACAAUACUUUCAAUCCCGCCACUCCAUCCUCCCAACCUCAAAACGCAGAAAAUGCGGAUUUCGUGACCCGACACGAAGAACAAGAUCUUUCGCGAGGCUUAGAUCAACGCCACAUCUCCCUCAUCGCCAUCGCAGGCGCAAUAGGGACUGGCCUCUUCCUCGGUCUAGGCUCUUCGAUUCAGAUAGCUGGUCCGCUCGGAGCUCUCCUAGGCUACGCCACCGUGGGACUUAUCGUCUGCUCUGUUCAAUUCGCGCUGGGAGAAGUCACUGCCCUGCUCCCUGUGACGGGUAGCUUCGUACGGCAUGCGGAAUUUCUUGUGGAUCCAGCUUUGGGGUUCGCCAUCGGAUGGAACAUCGUGUAUGGAAAUUGGCUGAGCGUCCCGGCGGAGAUUUCGGCGAUCUGUGUAUUAUUCCAGUAUUGGACGGAUAUCAACAGUGCGGUAUGGAUUGUGCUGGUUAUUGCGAUGACCUUUGUUGUGGGCAUGAGUCUGGUGAGAGUAUAUGGAGAGGUAAGACCACGGCUACGCCUUGAAAGAGUAGAGGCAUGUGCUAAUACGAGGAGCAGGUGGAGUUCUGGUUCGCCUUGCUGAAGAUCUUCUUCAUCAUUUUCCUCAUCAUUCUGGGACUCGUGAUCAAUCUGGGAGGUAUCCCAGGUGUUCCAAGACUUGGCUUCCAUUACUGGAAGACUCCCGGUCCUUUUGUCGAAUACAUCGCGUCUGGAUCAUGGGGCAACUUCCUAGGCUAUUGGGCUUGCAUGAGCUCUGCUGUCUUCUCCUUCGCCGGAACAGAGUCGGUUGCUAUGGCUGCGGCAGAGACCAGGAAUCCGAGACAGGUCAUUCCAAGAGCUUGCAAACGGGUCUUCGUGCGAGUUGCUCUCUUCUAUAUCCUCUCUGUUUUGGUGGUCGGAAUGCUCGUCGCAUCAGACGACCCUCGUCUCAACGACUCCUCAGGGACAGCAGCACAGUCGCCCUUCGUCAUCGCCGCCUCAGCAGCUGGAAUCAAAGCCAUACCAUCCGUGGUGAAUGCCGUCGUCAUCACUUCUGCAUGGUCCUCCAGCAAUCAAGCUCUUCUCGCAGGCACUCGAGUCCUCUAUGCUCUCGCUCUGAAAAACCAAGCCCCUAAGAUUCUCCUGCGAACGACGAGCUGGGGCGUGCCCUACGUUUGCGUCAUCGUCCAGACCGCUUUCAUGUUCCUGGCAUUCAUGUCGCUAAGCGGCGGGGCCCUGACUGUCUUUUACUGGUUCGUGGAUCUCACUGCUUGCGGAGUGCUCAUAUCCUGGAUCACCAUCCUGACCAAUCAUCAACGUCUGCUCAUGGCCUUCAAAAAGCAACAGAUCCCGCUCUCGCUACUUCCAUGGCACAACUCAUGGACAAAAUUCUCCACUCCAACGGCGCUUGUCCUCUGCGUCGUCAUCCUCCUGACGUCGGGUUUCAAUGUCUUCACGAAAGGCAACUGGUCCAGCAGUGGGUUUGUUUCCAGUUACCUAGACAUCCCACUCGUGCUCACAGCUUUCGUUCUCUGGAAAGUGUUCAAGAAGACCAAAUUGGUUAAACUAGAUGACAUACCUUUACGGGAGGCACUGGAGGAGAUGGAAAGGAAGCCGGAGCUGCCGGAGCCGGAGAAGACAGGGUGGGAGAAAUGGGUUGGCUUUUUAUGGGAUUGA
Molecule: messenger RNA, 1727 nt
Organism: Lecanosticta acicola
Lineage: Eukaryota; Fungi; Ascomycota; Dothideomycetes; Mycosphaerellales; Mycosphaerellaceae
Source: the annotation of a GenBank genome assembly